This is a messenger RNA of Bufo bufo (common toad), 805 nucleotides long. Its product is annotated as membrane-spanning 4-domains subfamily A member 4A-like. The transcript has 6 exons. The coding region runs from base 186 to 632 and encodes 148 amino acids. Gene Ontology annotation, cellular component: membrane. The record is from RefSeq and is a predicted model, not a curated record. Lineage: Eukaryota; Metazoa; Chordata; Amphibia; Anura; Bufonidae.
AACCUUUUUCAACAACCCAUCAAAUCCAAAAUGAUGUAAUACCCCAACUUACAGGUGUUACAUCUUGUCAUCAGACGUUUUUGAAAGGAAAACCAAAAGCUUUAGGGAUAGUGCUGAUCGUCAUCUCCAUUUGUGAGAUCCUGUUUGCUAUUUCAUUGCCAUUUCUUGCAUUGACUAUUACUUUCAUGAGUUUUAUCCAAUUCUGGGGACCGGUUUUCUACAUCAUUGCUGGAUCUCUUACAAUCAGAGCUCAGAAAAAGCCAUCUAUCAGACUGGUUAAAUCAUCUUAUGGUUUGAACAUUGUCUCAGCGAUAUUCAGUAUUACCGCAGUGAUAAUUAAUAUAGUGGAUUUUUGCUUCAUAAAUUGUGACAAUUUUUAUAACUGUCAUGAUGAGGGGGCCGGUACAUAUACAAUUGUUUCCAUCCUCCUUGUUAUGAAUCUUCUGGUGUUCUGUACUGCUGUCUCAAUUGCUGUGUUUGGUGGUCGUGCUUUGGAAGAGGUGCCAACAAAUGUCACUCCGGUGUUCGUGAUUCAAAAUGUUGUCUCAAUGCCUCACUCUUCCUAUCCAGAAAAUUCUUCCGAGACCUCCAUUCCUGCUCCUCCUCCUCCUCCUCUUUAUUUUACUUCAUAAAAGACCACCCACAAAUCACCUAUGACAUAAAGAAUAAUCUAUAGCAAUAAAAUCAGAAACAGAUUAAACUGUCCAAUGUGUUAUGAGCUUUAUAUGAUGACCUAUGUAAGCACAGCAUAUCACAGCUACAGGUCCAUACUCCUUGUAGCUAAAAUUGCACAAAAAUGUUGUGC